Molecule: messenger RNA, 10147 nt
Organism: Dermochelys coriacea (leatherback sea turtle)
Lineage: Eukaryota; Metazoa; Chordata; Testudines; Dermochelyidae
Gene: SLC12A2
Product: solute carrier family 12 member 2
Exons: 27
Coding region: 3818-7372 (1184 amino acids)
Biological process (GO): chloride ion homeostasis; potassium ion homeostasis; chloride transmembrane transport
Cellular component (GO): membrane
Molecular function (GO): ammonium channel activity; sodium:potassium:chloride symporter activity
Source: RefSeq, a predicted model, not a curated record
ACAGCUCAUUGCUGCGUCUAGGCCUUUUAUUAUUAUUAUUUUAAAAUAAUAGCAACAAGUUAUACAUCUUGAAAAAUUGAAUAAAAUAAACAGUAGCAGUCCUAUUUUUCAUUGCCCUUUAGAGAACAUUUUGCAUUUACAAUGUCACAGAUUGAAUGUUGUGUCAAGCCAUUUUUCAGGAGCAUCAAAACUGGCCAAAGAUGUUAUUUCCUACCCUCUUCUUCAAAUUACUCAGUUCAGACUGUCUGUGAGAAGCUGCAAUCAGUCCUUUCUUGAAAAUAGUUUUCAGAUGUAGGAAUAAUACAUUUUGCCAUGAUCAGUUAUCAAGAAAGUGUCCUAAACACGUGUUAGACUGACAUUUUAAAAACAACUAAGAUUUUUUUUGGUGGCUAUUGUCAUAAUUCACACCUCUUUCUUCAGGGUCUAUCAACCCAAAUACAAACAGAAAAAAAGAAUAUCUAUGCAUUCAGGUUUUUAAACAGCUCUCAUCACUGUAGUAUUGAAGCACCUAAACCAUUUUUUACCAACUUGCAAAAAAUAUCUACAAUGUUUGAAUGUUGUCCUAUAUGACAGAGAUUAAAGGGUAUCCUCUACUGGGAAUUCUUUUUUAUAAUAAUAUAAUAGCAGUGCAUUCUACUUGGGGAUUACACCUUACAUCCAUCCAGAAACCAAAGCUGAUGAAACAUGGGGCAGCCUGUUUGAUAAAUGGAGUAUCUAACUGUGAGCAUAUUCAAUCUGUGUUCCAUGCUCUGCACUGGCUGACUGUGAGUUUCCAGGUGACGUUUAAGGUUACGGUAUUGACAUUUAAAUUCAGCAAAACUAUGCAUCAAUGACAACUGGUAUCUUCAACCCAAAGAAGCCCCUAGAUUUCAAAUUUGCAUUAGUGAGAGUCUGUAAAGGAAAAUAAAAAUAAUGAAAACCUUCAUUAUCUGGUUUUAUUUUUUUAUAAUACAGAAGCAGAAAAAAAUUAAAUUUACCCCUCUGUCUCUCCUCCACUGGGUAAGUGGUAGUUAGUGACUGUGGUGGUGGGACAUCCUGCUGUCUCCCCUCCAAGUCUGAGUAUAGAAGGUGUUGCCAGUUGGUCCUGUUUCAUCCCUUCUGUGACGUUAUUGACAUGAACUGUGACUGUAUAGAUCAUUAUUGCAACCAAGGUCCUAUAGUUGCACCAAAUCUUGUACAAAGGAGGUCAAGUAAGGUAUUUAUGGAAAGGUUCUAAUUUGCUGGUUAUGAUUAUGAUGUCUGUAUGUGUGUAUCAGUUUUGUAUUUGAAGUUAUGAAUAUUGGCUAUGUACUUGUAUCUCAAUGUGUUUGAUUCUAAGUAACAUCAGUGAAGCAUUUGGUCAGCUUCUUGAGAAAGGACUAUUCUGAGUAACUGCCCAAUCAAGAAACAAACACUUAACUGACAAUGGACCUUGGGAGACGCCAAUCCACAUCUGAGCUUUCCUGGGAAUGUUCAAACUAACACGUAAACAAUGGCGUCGGCCUCCAAAAAGCUGAAUCAUUCAUGGACAUGCGACUUGGUAGGUGGCUACAAACUCCAUCUUGUUGCUGUGAUUUUGCACAAAAGAACAAAGGGGUUUCUGCCCACAAGAGAGAGAAUAUAAAAGGCUCUGAAAGCCCCUCCAUUUUGUCUUCAGAUGGCUCAAGAGAUGGCCUCUCCACUCCAAAGAGAUGCCUGAAAGAAACUGCAACAAAGGAUAGUAACUACAGGGGUGUGAGUGAUUGCUGGACCCAAACCAUAAGCCACAACGUUCGUCUGAAAAGGAUUGGGCCCAGACUUGGAAGGAGUCUAGUUGGUGAAAGAAGCUUAUUGGGACUUCUCUGAUGGAGUGUAUUCAGUUUCCUACUGUUUUAGGCUUAGACUUGCAUGUUUUGUUUUAUUCUGCUUGGUAACUUACUUUGUUCUGUCUGUUAUUACGUGGAACCACUUAAAUCCUACUUUUUAUACUUAAUAAAAUCAUUUUUGCUUAUCAAUUAACCCAGAGUAAGUAAUUUAAUACCUGGGGGAGCAAACAGCUGUGCAUCUCUCUCUCUCAGUGUUAUAGAGGACACACAAUUUAUAAGCAGGAAGCCAAGACCCUUGGGGGGGGGGGGGGGAUAAGCCCAGCUCUGAGCCUGAGCGACAGUGGUGAGCCUGAGCAGUAGCCAGCUCCCAGAAGCACAGAGCGGAGAGCCCAGGGGGUAGCUGAGCUCUCAGUGGGGACACAGGCAUACAGCGGGUACUGCAGUAUCCCCAGCCUGUGCCCAGAGUCCCAGCCACAGACCCCCUCCCCCCCCCACCACCUGGGGGCCCGGCUGCCAGCCCCCUUAUCUCUGUCCAUGUCUCCUCUGAGCCAUGGCCCUGCCCCCAAGAACUAGGUCUGGGAGGACAGAGAAGGGGUGGGAGGUAAAAGGUUCAGGCACCACUGCUUUAUGUUUGGUUCGCUGCCUCUUAGCACCGCCACUAUAAAAAGUGUUCCAGCACCACUGAGCAGGGAGGCGAGAGCCUGGGCUCCCAGCCCCCCACACUGCCCCGCUGACGGGGGUGGAAGCACUCCUGGUGAGGACUCGUCCCGCACCGCAGACAGAAAAAGGGUAGCGGAGACAUGGAAAACGGCUGUAAUUACCGCAACCCCCCAGGUUCCUGCCGCUUAGCAUCCCCCUGACCUACUCCCGCCGCCGCCGCCGCCGCCGCCCUCAAGCGGUCUGCCAGCGCCCGCGCGCCUCGGGGAGCCCAUACCGCCCCGUCACCCCAACAGCUUCGCCCCUGGCUCUUCUCGCGAGAUCUCCCACCGCGCCGCCGCCUGCACACUCACAGCCGGCGGGCUGAUAACUUUCAAACCGGGGGAAGCAGGCGAGCGCGAGGCUAGGCCAGGGGGCGGGGCGGGACCGGCCCGGCCCGGCCCGGCCCCAGUCGCCCCCCGGGCGGGGCUGGAUGAGGCUGCUUGGGCAGCGCGAUCGCAGCCUGCGCCUCGCCCCCUCCCUCCGAGGCGGCGGAUGCCGCAGUCGCGGCGCUAGCAUCCGCCCCAGAGCGGGGUGUCUCCUGCUGCCGCAACGCGGCCGGCGGGACGGUGCAGGAGGAGCCUCCGAGACGGGCGGCGCCCGCGCCCGCGCCCCCGCCCCCGCCCCGGGAAAGGGAAGCGGAGCCAGGCUCAUUGGGCCCGAAGGCGAGCGAGUCCCAGCGGACGGGCCGCCAACAGCCCCCGAGGGCGAGAACUGAGAAGGAACCACUUCCGCCGCUCGCCCGGCCUCGUGUCGCUUUAAAGACCCAGCCGCGCGGGGGAGCGGCGAUUGGCUGAGCCCGGCCAGCUCUGCCGGCUGCUCGCAGCGCGGCGCUGUCAGGGCUUUGGGGCUGGGCGAGCGCCGCUCCGCCUCCUGCUCGGGGUGUCCGUGCCGCGGCGUGGGGCCCUGGCUCGGAGUGUGGGGAUCGCCGCUCGCCGGCGUCAGGGUGGCUGUGGGUUUAGGUCAGGUAGCGCAGGGGGGAGCGGGCACCGCGUGUUUCCUCAGCCGGGGCGCCCGGUCGGUGCCGGGGGGAGCAAGAGGUGUCGGGGUCCGGUGCGGAGCGCUCAGCAAGGCGGCUGUUCCUGCCCCUUCCCCGGGAUUAGGGGCUUGUUGCGGGCGGGCGGGCGAGACAGAAGAGCCGCCCCGGCAGUAGCAUCAUCAUCAUCACCUGGCGCUGCGGCGGAGGGAGGGGAGAGGCGCCGAGGGGCGGGCGCGGCGCGUUGCGUGGUCUCGGGGCAGCCCGGCUGGUGGUUGGCCGUUUAAAGCAGCGGAGCCGCCGCUCAGGUUUCAGAGGCAGCCGGGGCUGUCGCUCGUUCGCUGCGCCGUAAGCCGGAGACAUGGAGGGAAAACAGCCGCUGUCCGGCUCCACCCGGGAGCAGGAGCAGCAGCCGCAGCCGGCAGCAGCGGGGUCUGGAGAGACUGAGGAAACGCCGCGUUUGCCGGCUGGCGUUGGGGAUGCGCCCGCUGCCGACUCUGCGCCAGAAGCGGGGCUGUCUGUGGUGGCAGCGGCCGGGGACGCGCUGUGCAGACCGCUGGGUCCCACCCCAAGCCAGAGCCGCUUCCAGGUGGACCUGGUGGCGGAGGGCUCUGGCCGGGCGGCGGCGGACGAGCCCCCGAAACCUGGCGGGCAGGGCGGCGCAGCGGGGAAGGGCAGCGAGGAAGCCAAGGGCAGGUUUCGGGUGAACUUUGUGGACCCAUCGGCCGGUGAUGAGAGCCCGGCCGAGCCCGGCGGGGGCCUGGAGGGCGGCGGUGUCAGCUUCCAGAACGGCGGCGACACGGUGCUGAGCGAGGGCAGCCUCCACUCCGGGGGCGGCGGCGGCUCCGGGGGGCAUCAUCACUAUGAUACCCACACCAACACUUACUAUCUGCGCACCUUCGGCCACAACACCAUGGACGCCGUGCCCAGGAUAGACCACUACCGGCACACGGCCGCCGAGCUGGGCGAGAAGCUCAUCCGGCCCAGCCUGGCCGAGCUGCACGAUGAGCUGGACAAGGAACCUUUUGAGGAUGGCUAUGCAAAUGGAGAAGAAGGGACUCCUCCUGGGGAAGCUGAUGCUACUUAUGCUGCAGACAGUAAGGGAAUAGUCAAGUUUGGCUGGAUAAAAGGUGUAUUGGUACGAUGUAUGUUAAAUAUUUGGGGAGUGAUGCUCUUCAUCAGACUGUCAUGGAUUGUAGGACAGGCUGGGAUAGCUCUUUCUGUCUUGGUUAUUGCAAUGGCAACUGUUGUGACAACUAUCACAGGAUUGUCUACUUCAGCAAUAGCUACCAAUGGAUUUGUAAGAGGAGGAGGAGCAUAUUAUUUAAUUUCCAGAAGCCUGGGACCUGAAUUCGGUGGCGCAAUAGGCCUGAUCUUCGCAUUUGCGAAUGCUGUUGCAGUAGCUAUGUAUGUGGUUGGUUUUGCAGAGACAGUUGUAGAACUGCUGCAGGAAAAUGAUGCACUUAUGUUGGAUGAGAUGAAUGACAUCAGAAUUAUAGGAGCCAUCACAGUACUUAUAUUGUUAGGUAUCUCUGUAGCAGGAAUGGAAUGGGAAGCAAAAGCACAGAUUACUCUGCUGGUGAUCCUGCUAUUUGCUAUUGGUGAUUUUCUCAUAGGAACAUUUAUUCCACUGGAUAGCAAGAAGGUUAAAGGUUUUUUUGGUUAUAAAGGUGAAAUACUUGCUGAGAAUUUUGGACCAGAUUUCCGAGAGGGUGAAACUUUCUUUUCUGUAUUUGCUAUUUUCUUCCCUGCUGCAACUGGCAUUCUGGCUGGUGCAAAUAUCUCAGGUGAUCUUGCAGAUCCCCAAUCAGCCAUACCUAAAGGAACACUGUUGGCCAUCGUAAUUACCACAGUGGUUUACAUAGGAAUGGCAGUAUCUGUAGGUUCUUGUGUUGUUCGGGAUGCCACGGGUAACAUCAAUAGCACCAUCAUUACCGAACUGACAAAUUGCACUACUGCCGCUUGCAUGUCAGAUUUUGAUUUCUCAUCUUGUCAGAAGACACAGUGUCCGUAUGGUCUGCUGAAUGACUUCCAGGUAAUGAGCAUGGUAUCAGGAUUUGCACCACUGAUUUCUGCUGGCAUCUUUUCAGCCACCCUUUCUUCCGCAUUGGCAUCUUUAGUGAGUGCACCUAAGAUUUUUCAGGCUUUAUGCAAAGACAAUAUCUAUCCAGGUCUUCUCAUGUUUGCUAAAGGCUAUGGGAAGAACAAUGAACCAUUACGAGGAUAUAUUCUGACUUUCUUCAUUGCUCUUGGAUUCAUAUUAAUUGCUGAAUUGAAUGUCAUUGCUCCAAUAAUCUCCAACUUCUUUUUGGCUUCAUAUGCCUUAAUUAAUUUCUCUGUAUUCCAUGCCUCACUUGCAAAAUCUCCAGGUUGGCGUCCUGCUUUUAAGUACUACAAUAUGUGGGUUUCUCUUGUUGGAGCGAUUCUCUGCUGCAUAGUGAUGUUCGUCAUUAAUUGGUGGGCAGCAUUGCUAACAUAUGUCAUAGUCCUUGGACUCUAUAUUUAUGUCACUUACAAGAAACCAGAUGUGAACUGGGGAUCCUCUACGCAAGCCUUGACUUACCUAAGUGCAUUGCAGCAUUCUGUCCGUCUUGCAGGCGUGGAAGACCAUGUAAAAAAUUUCAGGCCUCAAUGCCUUGUUAUGACAGGUGCUCCAAACUCACGUCCUGCUUUGGUUCAUCUUGUCCAUGCUUUCACAAAAAAUGUGGGUUUGAUGAUCUGUGGUCAUAUACACAUGGGCCCUCGCAGACAAGCCAUUAAAGAAUUGUCAAUUGACUUGGCCAGAUAUCAGCGGUGGCUUAUUAAAAACAAAAUGAAGGCCUUCUAUGCACCAGUACAUGCAGAGGAUUUGAGAGAUGGGGGACAGUACUUGAUGCAGGCUGCUGGUCUGGGUCGAAUGAGACCAAACACUCUUGUUGUUGGAUUUAAGAAAGAUUGGAAACAAGCUGACAUGAGGGAUGUGGAAACCUAUAUCAAUUUAUUUCAUGAUGCCUUUGACAUUCAGUAUGGUGUAGUUGUCAUCCGCCUAAAGGAAGGUUUGGAUAUUUCUCACCUUCAGGGACAAGAAGAAUUACUGUCCUCUCAAGAGAAAUCUCCAAGUUCAAAGGAUGUUGUAGUAAAUGUGGACUAUAGCAAAAAGACUGAGACAGACACAUCUAAGGUUUUUUCUUCACCAUCCAGUGAAAAAACUCCUGUUCUGCAUAAAGAGGAGGAAGAAGAUGGCAAGACUCCAACACAACCACUGUUGAAAAAAGACUCGAAAGGCCCACGUUCUCCUUUAAACUUGACUGACCAAAGACUUCUUGAUGCUAGCUCUCAGUUUCAGAAGAAACAAGGCAAAAAUACUAUUGAUGUCUGGUGGCUUUUUGAUGAUGGGGGUUUGACAUUGUUGAUUCCUUAUCUUCUGACAACCAAGAAAAAAUGGAAAGACUGUAAGAUCAGAGUGUUUAUUGGUGGAAAAAUAAACAGGAUCGAUCAUGACAGGAGAGCGAUGGCUACUCUGCUCAGCAAAUUUCGGAUAGACUUCUCAGACAUCAUGGUACUUGGAGAUAUUAAUACAAAGCCAAAGAAGGAAAAUAUUGCAGCUUUUGAAGAAAUGGUUGAACCAUUCAGACUUCAUGAAGAUGAUAAGGAACAAGACAUUGCAGAUAAAAUGAAAGAAGAUGAGCCUUGGAGAAUAACAGAUAAUGAACUUGAGCUUUACAAAACUAAGAGCUACCGCCAGAUUAGGUUAAAUGAGUUGCUGAAAGAACAUUCCAGCACAGCUAAUGUAAUUGUAAUGAGUUUGCCAGUUGCACGAAAAGGUGCAGUAUCUAGUGCACUAUACAUGGCCUGGUUAGAAGUUCUAUCAAAAGACCUGCCACCAAUCCUCCUUGUUCGUGGGAAUCAUCAGAGUGUUCUUACCUUCUAUUCCUAAACAUACUGCGCAACGUGCAACUGUGAUGAAAUGGUACUUCAGUGCCUGGAAGAGAGUGACUAAGAUUAUUAACAUCACAAAGGCAAAAAGUGACUCUUCUUUCACUGUUCCACUGACUUGAAAGCACACAAGGAAAGUCACUAUAUUUCUAAAGUUGUGAAAUCUUCAGUUUUAUUCAAAUUCUUCUAUAACUUAAUCUUGCUUAAUGGGGGAGGAUUCCUUGUUAGACUGAAGAACAACAAGACGAGCUUUUUCUUUGCUACUUGAAUAGCAGCAAUAAAAGUGUUUUUUAUUUUUGAUCAAUGAAAGGAUUAUAGAUUUAUAAAAGCCUUUUAGCCUUGAGGUGCCUUCUGAAAUUAACCAAACUGCAUCUACACACCCUAUUUUGUACAUUUAGAUAGAAUGUCAACAUUUGCCUUCAACUAAGACUUUAGCUCAAAUGUCCUUUAGUUUCUAGUCUCUUCCAUCUUGCAAUAAAAUGAAUGCUGCUUUUCAGUCUUCCAUCAAGCUAUUAUUUUUAGUACUGUAUUUUCUAUUCAGAAUGUUUUAAUAUUUGUUAGAUUUGAAACAAAGGUAGGGCAGGUCAGUUGGAAUAAAAAAAUCAUAAUGUUAUUGUCCAAGAGUUUGUAUUACUGAACUUGUACCCUUAAAACUAAUUGUGCUAGAGAAAUGAUGGGAGGACCUUUUUUCUCAGAUUUGACAUUGUGCCCUUCUUUCCAUUCAAAAUUUGAGAUGCAUAUAACUUUGGCUACCUUGGUGAAGGUUAGUGUGUCAGUCUUUAGCUCUAAUAUGUAACUGUAUUCCUGUUGUAGGCUGAAGAUAGCUUUUUGGAUUAUUUUAGUUUUUAAAAAAAGAGGACCUGUCUUAGUUCCUGGCCUUCAGAUCUUGGCGUCAUUUAGUUUGUUUGAAGAAAGUGUUAACCUAAGGCUUGAAGGAGCAAAUAUGAGCAAUGUGAUGCCAUCUAAUAGAAUACUGUAAACACUAUGUGGAAUCUCACUACACCAUCCAAUAUCAAAUGUAAAAACUAAAAUUCGGAAUCUUUCAUCAAAUGAUUAAAUGGACCACUGGUUAUUAGGGGAGCUGUCUUUAGGUCAAUUCAUUCAGUUGUCAGACAUCACAUUUAGUCUUACUAAAUAAAUACUCAGGCUUAAUCUAGAAAUUUAGACGAUCAUACAUGAUACUUUACACGUUUUUCAUGUUUAAUAAAAACUGCCAAUUUGUGUGUUCCAGUGUAUGUUUUGACUACUUUAUAAUUUAGUCUUCUAACACACAUAAAUAAAAAUCUUCAUUUGAGCCUUUAUACAAAGGUGAGUAAUAUGAACUAUUUUUUAAAUUCCUAUAUAUUUUUCAGGAAAGGAUUGCCUAAAAACAUUUCACAACCUCUAGAUAUUAGUACUGGGCAUGUUACUGGGUCACAUUGCUAGUGCUUCAAUGAUUUUCAUUGAAGAUGAUCCUUAGAAAAGGUUUAUUUUUAUGCUUAACAUAGCAUUAUAUUAAAUACUCAGUAAUAGUUCCUUUUGAAGGACAAAGCUAUUAGUCAUUGUGAAAUAAGAUACAGCUUGAAGUAGUUACAAUUGGAGAUGUGUUCUACGCUUUAUCCACAGUGCAUGCUGUAGUCAGAUCAUUGGUAAGUCACAAAAUAAUCUCCAUUUUUGCAGUUGGUUUCUACCAGUCUGGAUCUGAAUUGGUUAAAUUGUUUGUUUUUUAAAAGCAGCAUGUUUUGCUGCCAAAUACAAAGUAAAUGAAUGCUAACAUGGGCCUGGUUAAGAUACAAUUUAUAAUCAAACAAAUUCUAAUAGUGCUGUUUAAUUACACAAAAAAAAAUAUAACAGCCUCAUUGUGUCUGUUACAGGUUUUGCAGUGCUUGUUGAGGUGGUAGGGAUGUCUCAUUAUUCAGUGAACAUGGAAUCGUUGCCAUGUUUCAUUCUUUUUUUUGUUUUUAAACAGAUGGACAAUAGGGCAUGAACUUAGUGCUGCUAUCUUGAAAAUGUGCACAGGUACACUUAUUUAAAGUUUUGUCCAUUCAGGAAACCAUUGCUUGUUAUCUGUAAUGCAGGAACCAAAUGAAGUGUGUGCAUACAUGCAUAUAUGUGUAUAAAAUUAUAUAAAAUAUAUCUAAAUAUGCAUUUGGGGAUGGGGAGGGAAUUGUAGUCUGUAAAAUAAUGUAAGAUGCUUUUCACAUAUGCACUCUCAAAACUUCACUAACACUAGACACCAGAUCAACAGUUUCAAGAUUUAUUAUAACACUCUAAUAAACUUCAACAGUUACUAGUAAGUGUGAGCAACAGAUAUUGGCUAGUGACAGUCAUUCCAAUUUCUAUUUAGUCUAUAUAAACUUUGAUUUUGAAGCCAAAUUUUUUUUAAGUUCCAAUCAUUGUUAAUGACUUGAAAUAUAUAAUAUCUCAUUGACACAUGGCAAUUGCAUUAUUUCUGUUGAUGAAAUUUCUUUUUAUGGGUUUAGAAGGAGCAACCAUAGCUGAAGAAAUCAAUUAUUUAUUUUUUUGUUCAUUUGUUUGACUGUAUUUAGGUUUCUUUUCUUUUACAUACAUUCUUUUUAUAUGCUUUCCUGACAUUACAUAUUUAAAAAUGAACUAUGGAAUUAAUUUAAAGAUUUGAGCUUGGUUGGGUAUUUAGUUAUCCACUGGGUUUGAAAAUGUAAUAUUUUGAUAAUACUGUACUGUAACUGUCACACAUGCUUUUCUAAUGUUUUAACAUUGAAUAUUGCAGUUACUACUUUGUACAAGGGGACACUGCAAUAAAAGGAAGUGAAUUCAA